Messenger RNA from Chrysochloris asiatica (Cape golden mole), 765 nucleotides. It is a transcript of the gene SRD5A1, whose product is annotated as steroid-5-alpha-reductase, alpha polypeptide 1 (3-oxo-5 alpha-steroid delta 4-dehydrogenase alpha 1). The record is from RefSeq and is a predicted model, not a curated record. The transcript is spliced from 5 exons. Gene Ontology annotation, cellular component: membrane. Gene Ontology annotation, biological process: steroid biosynthetic process. Lineage: Eukaryota; Metazoa; Chordata; Mammalia; Afrosoricida; Chrysochloridae. Gene Ontology annotation, molecular function: 3-oxo-5-alpha-steroid 4-dehydrogenase activity. Bases 1 to 765 code for a protein of 254 amino acids.
AUGGAGCACAGCGAGCUGCGGCUGCUGGACACGCUGGCGGCCCUACUGGGCGCUCUCGCCUGCUUCUUUUUCCUGGUGCUGCAGCGCUUCGGCACGACGUAUGGCCGCUACUGGUCGCCGCGCUUAGGCUGGUGGCUGCCGGCUCGGCCCGCCUGGGCGCUGCAGGAAUUACCCUCGCUGGCUCUGCCGCUGCUGGAGUGUACCCGCGCCGGGGGCCGCCUGCACCACCUGCCCAACGCCCUGCUGCUGGCCAUGUUCCUCGUCCACUACGCGCACCGGACUUUGAUUUUCCCGUUUCUGAUUCGAGGCGGAAAACCAACGCCAUUCAUAUCGUUCAUAUUGGCCUUCAUAUUCUGCACCUAUAACGGCUACCUGCAGAGCAGGUACCUGAGCCAGUAUGCCGAGUAUGCUGAUGACUGGCUGACUGACCCCCGCUUCCUGACCGGUCUCGCCAUGUGGUUAGCAGGUAUGCUGAUAAACCUCCACUCAGAUCACAUCUUGAGGAAUCUCAGGAAGCCGGGGGAGACCGGAUACAAAAUACCCAGAGGAGGCUUGUUUGAAUACGUGACUGCCGCCAACUACUUUGGGGAGCUGGUGGAGUGGUGUGGCUAUGCGCUGGCCAGCUGGUCUCUCCAAGGGGGUGCCUUCGCAUUCUUCACAUUUUGUGUCUUAUUCUCCCGAGCACAGCAGCAUCACCGGUGGUACCUUAGGAAGUUUGAAGAUUAUCCAAAGUCCAGGAAAAUGCUGUUUCCAUUUUUAUGUUAA